Molecule: messenger RNA, 513 nt
Organism: Nezara viridula (southern green stink bug)
Lineage: Eukaryota; Metazoa; Arthropoda; Insecta; Hemiptera; Pentatomidae
Source: the annotation of a GenBank genome assembly
AUGUCAUAUUUCUCUGUUUAUAUUUUGACUCUCACUUUGUUCGCAACCUUUCUUCAGCCAAGUUUGCAGGACAAUUUAACACUAUGCCACGAGAACCAGACGGUUGAGAAAACUCCUCUAUUUCCAACAGAUUUAUUUAGCUUAGAUCAGAGGAAAAAUGGGGCUGUAGUACUUCAUGUCAUGGGUGUUGUUUAUAUGUUCGUCGCUCUGGCUAUUGUCUGUGACGAGUUUUUCGUGCCUAGCUUGGAUGUUGUCAUCGAAAAACUGGGUAUUGCUGAAGAUGUAGCUGGUGCGACUUUCAUGGCUGCUGGAGGUUCUGCACCAGAACUCUUUACUAGUGUUAUUGGAGUGUUUGUAUCAUUUGACGACGUUGGUAUAGGCACCAUUGUCGGUUCUGCCGUCUUCAACAUAUUGUUUGUUAUUGGGGAAAGAUGCCUGCUGCAGUACCGCAAGGACGUUGCACGCACUAUUAUCCAAUUAGCUGGCAUUGUGUGCAGUAGCGGGUCUUGCUAA